AUGUUCUCACCUGUGAUAAGUCGAAAGCUUUGGAUACGAAUCGACUCGGUUGAUGAUGAGCUCAAUCAGCCAACAAUGGUUGAUUUCGAUGAUAGUGAUACUAUUGACGAUUUUAAGACAAGGCUUUUCUCAACGCUUAAUAGUUCUCGAUGGCAAGAUGUUAAUGAUAAUGCCUCUAUUGCCAUAGGGUUUUAUAUUAACAGAGGACAACAUUUCAAUGGUUUCAAUCACGAUAAGAACUCUUAUUUGAGUGCCGUGCCACAAAACAGUGGUCUAGAUUCACCCAUAUUAUCACCUAUACAGAAAAAAAGACUCCCGACAAGGGAGGAAUCCUCCUCAACAUUACAAUCAUUCACGAUCAACAAAGACUAUCAAGGUACUCCUCAUGUAUUUUCACCUAACACCAACACUACCUUGGAGAGUGGUAUCGGUAUCAAUAGCGCCUCUGAUCCUACAAUGCUUGGUAGUCCUCGAUUACAAAUUACCAGUCCUAGAGAACUUCAGGCUCAAAAACUUCCAUUAAAGUUGAAUAUGAACUUCUGCAACAAUAACCAUCAACAUAUGAAGGCUCCACAACCUUUUUCCCCAUACCUACCGACUAAUAAUCCCUUUCUACCGACUUCCCCAUUUUCUACAUCACCAACUACAUUUAACCUUGUAAGAAGCACAUCAAAUCUGAAAUAUUCCAUACAUCCAAUUGAUGACCACAUUUCUAGGGUUAUUUUUGACCCUGACGAACUAGUCGCGAAUAUAUACACUGAGCUAUUUGGACCCAUGUACCAACAAGCAUUGAAUGAAGCAUUAGUUGUUUUCAGUAAUGAAAAUUCGUCAAUUCAUGAAAAUACCAUAGUGAAAGAAAUACCUGGUCCAUUACAAUCCGAUGUUUCAGUAGGUUCAAGUGCUCAAAUUCAUCAUAAUUCCGAAGCGGCGGAUCAAGAACGUUCUUCGCCAGAUGGUACAGAGGAAGAUCAGAUUUAUAGAAUUGUCACAAAUGAAGAAGAACUACAACAAGUGAAGUCACAUUAUAAAACAGUUGACAGAGAUUACGACCCUAAUUCAGCUAAAUUAGCUGGUUCUGAUGAUCUACUGGAAUCUCCUAAACAAGCCAUUCUUUUAUUGCCCAAGAAUUAUAAGACAAAUGAUGACCAUUUUUCAUCAUUGAAAUCCUCACCAGUAAGUCAUUCUGCCACACCUGCUAGUGUUUUGGAUUUAUCAAUUGAUGUGGACCACUCGAUAUUCGAACAAAGUAAACAAGAUAAUGGUGAUGGAAGAACAUCGCAUUCACCGCCUGAUGAAAAUACCUCUAGAAGACCUGUCUCUCCUUUAAAUGAGGCAAUUGAACAUACUAGGCCCCUGCGUAUAUCGACCUCAGGCUUUACUCUAACGUCAGCUACAACUACAACUGAAAAAGUUUUUCCCAAAAUCAACGUCUUAAUAGUCGAAGAUAAUGUGAUUAAUCAGGCCAUUUUGGGUGGAUUUUUAAGAAAGCAUAAAAUCUCUUACAAAGUAGCAAAAAAUGGUAAAGAAGCAGUAGAGAUGUGGAAAAAUGGGGGGUUACAUCUUAUCUUUAUGGAUUUACAACUACCUGUUCUUUCUGGUAUUGAUGCAGCUAAGCAAAUUCGUGAUUUCGAAAAGGAAAGACCUUCGUGUGCACCGGUCAUCAUUGUUGCAUUAACCGCAUCAAAUUCGGCUGAAGAUAAGAGAAAUGCAUUGGUUUCUGGUUGUAAUGAUUAUUUAACGAAGCCAGUUAAUUUACAUUGGCUUAGUAAAAAAAUUACGGAAUGGGGGUGUAUGCAAGCAUUAAUUGACUUUGAUAGUUGGAAACAAGGACAGAGUAAGUUGGCUGAUAGCAGUCUGAAAUAA
Kazachstania africana CBS 2517 is the source of this 1863-nucleotide messenger RNA. RefSeq names its product mitogen-activated protein kinase kinase kinase SSK1 (gene SSK1). The transcript has a single exon. The record is from RefSeq and is a predicted model, not a curated record. Gene Ontology annotation, biological process: phosphorelay signal transduction system. NCBI's taxonomy places the organism in Eukaryota, Fungi, Ascomycota, Saccharomycetes, Saccharomycetales, Saccharomycetaceae. The coding region runs from base 1 to 1863 and encodes 620 amino acids.